This is a messenger RNA of Prorocentrum cordatum, 1131 nucleotides long. The record is from the annotation of a GenBank genome assembly. Lineage: Eukaryota; Dinophyceae; Prorocentrales; Prorocentraceae.
AUGGCCAUGUUCACGAGCCUGGCGCGGUUGCAGUGCAUCGGUCGCGGGCUGCAGGCCGGGUUCGCACAGGUGGCGCCAAAGAGGUUGGGGCCGGACGGCGAGAUCGACGCUUGGACGCUCUCGUUCGCUGAUCCGCAGGUGGAGAAGGGCUUCCUGGACACGCAUCGCGAUCAGCUGCGGUCGUCCUUCGGGCGCGUUCUGGUUAUCGUCGCCUUCUUUUCCGGGUUGUUUCUCCUGCAGGUGCACACUGAGGAUGUCGAGUUCCCGACGCAGGAGGCAUACAUCAUUAGGCGGUGGCAGUUGGCCAUCCAAGCCGCGUGUGGCAUUAUAGAGAUUUCAGUGUUACUCGCAGCAGUCUUAUUGUCGGGGUACGGCUUGAUAUGCACACGUGGGAUGGAGAAUGCAGCAAUUGUCGUUGCGACAGUGUCAAACGCUCAUGCCUGCUUCAACACCUAUCACUACAUUGCACGGGCAUUUGGCGUCGAAGAUCCAAGCGAAGUCUGGGGUAUGGACCUUGCUGGCUCAGACGCUCCCUUCUUGUUGAUGCUCACUUUGGUUGUCGCAGGGGCAGGGAUUAUGGUCAGGUGGAAGUCGUUAGUGCCCCUUGCAGUCCUCUCUGUGUUCGGAUACGGUGCCGCUGCCCACCUCCUCGGCGGCCCAGACAUGAGGCUAGCCUCGACCAACCUGCUUCUCUUCGCCUUGCUUGUGCUGGUGGCGUGCUCCGGGAAGCGCAGCUCGGAGAUUCAGGCCCGCUUGCUUCACCUGUCAUACCUGAGAGAGAAGAAGAUGCGCUUCCAGGCAGAGUUUUCCUUGGCAUGCCAGCAGGACCGUUCGGACGUCGCCGUGGAGCUAGGAAGCCACGCGGGAGGCUCGUCGUACUUCGGGCAGCUCUUGGACGACGUGCGUCCCGACUGCGGCGGUGUGCCGCUCGGGGGCGGCUCGCAGCGCUCGCCGUGCUCCCUGCCUGCCGUCCCGAGCGCGCCCGUCUGGUUCUCAGAGGAGCCAGGGGUCACGACAAUGAUGCGAUCCAGGAUUUCCAGGAAUUUCAGGUUUUUCCCCAUUCCCCACUGUUCCAUACGGGCUGCAGGAACGAGGGCCGGCAGACACUGGAAGUCCUGGAGCGUAUCCUGA